UGCCUUUUCUUAUGUAUUGCAGUUAAAGUGUUUUCAAAUCAUGUAAAUUUGGCUUAUGAACAAUUUACAAACAUGUCUGGUGUGUGGCCAUCCAGCGAUACUCAUUUAGCGGUAAAUGGAGAAUUCGAUCCCAGAUACCUGGAUCAUAAAAGAAGUAGUCAUACUUUGGAGACAAAUCGACCGUGGUAUUUGAUUCAAUUAGACAAAUCCUAUAUUAUUAAGACCAUAAGAAUUCUGAAUAGAAGAAACUAUUCUGCAAAUAUGAAAAAUUUGAUUAUAGGUACUCGACUGUUAAAGGAGACGUCAAUAAAAGAUUUUAGUGCCUAUAAGCAAUUCCUGGUAAGGUUUCAGCCUCUAGAUCUGAAACAAUGCACUACAAUGGUAGACCUCAUUUUGCAACUUCAGUUAUAAUAUACAGAGAUGAACAUGGAAUUCUAGCUUUAUGUCAAAUUGAAAUGUGGAGUUUAGAUAAUAUUAGUAAAAAUAAGAUGACAUCAAUAAGUAGUACACCUAAUGAUAAUUCAAAAAGCUCGUAUGCUGUUGAUAGCCAAACCUGUUCAGUGUAUGGUCAAAAUGGCAUUUAUUGUUCUCAUACAGCGAGGGAGAAGACACCGUGGUGGAAAGUUGAUUUAGAGAAAACCAGUGUUGUGUUUGCUGUGACAAUCAUUACGAGAGGAUAUAUCAACAGUGAUAGAUCAAGGAAUCUUCGUAUUGCCGUUGCUAAUGAUGACAGUGUUCCUACACCGCAAACACUGUCCAAAAUCAACAGUUGGUCGUUAUUUAUCGACUACUGUCAUUUCCAAUCCUCAAAAUGACCCAUUAAUCUUAUGCGAAGUAGACGUUUUUGGUUAUAAUUUGGACAGGAACCUAGUUACGAAUAUCAUAUUUCAUAACGAAACUGAUUACUAUCACAAUACAAAUGAACCUAUUGAAGAUUGCAGUGAACAUAGAAAAUACAAUGCAGAUAUAUCAAAAUUUCAUAAGUCGUCAUUUCAGCUGAUAAUAAAAGGCGUAAGCAUUGUAAAGGCUUGUAAAGAAGGAAAUUUUGAUUUAGUAUCAAUUUUCACAAAGACAAAAGGAGAAUUUAUAAAUGAAUGUAAACUUUUGAGUGUCGUUGAUGGCUAUUUUACGGAAAGAGUUUGAUACAUGUACUUUUUUCUGUGACUGCCGUGUUUAUAAUUGUAAAUCAUUCUCCAUUUCUUAUUCAUUAACCAUAGAAACAUUGUAUAAAGAAAUUUUUAUCUUUUUUAAAUAUUGACCUACAACACAGCUGCUAUGUUACACUUUAGGGUGAAUUAACUCUUUUGCUCUCUCUCUCUCUCUCUGUCUCUCUCUUUCAAAUACAAAAACUUCAGGAAAGAAAUGAUCAUU
Messenger RNA from Dimorphilus gyrociliatus, 1371 nucleotides. The record is from the annotation of a GenBank genome assembly. Lineage: Eukaryota; Metazoa; Annelida; Polychaeta; Dinophilidae.